CCCAAGCUUGGUUUUUUUGUUUUUUGGUGCUCAGAAGCCUUUGGCUUCCUAAGCUUUUGGGUGUUGGGAAGCCCUCUGGCUUCUCAUGCAUGGUGGAGCUGACUUGUUGUGCUCCGGUGUCCGAUGACCACCUUGAGUGGUCUAAAUUAAGGGUGACUGUUGAUCUUCUUGCCCUAGCAUCUUGGAAACCAAGCUCAUCUUCAAGAGUAGAUUGAAGGAUGUCCAGCUUUUGGAACGGUCAAUCAAAGGAAUUUGUAAAUAUCAAGUUCCUUAGAGGUUGUUGGUGUAACUUUUACUGUCUUUCUUUAUAUUUGUUUUAUGGUAAACUUGAUUUACUCUGAUUGCUUUUUCUAGUUGGAUUUUCUUUGAUCUAUUAUGUGUUCUUAUCACUGAUAUAGAAAUCUUUCAUAUAGAUGCUGUAUGAUUGUGUUUUAAUUCAAAAAUAAUAAUAAUAAUUAAGUUAUCAU
This is a messenger RNA of Rubroshorea leprosula, 467 nucleotides long. The record is from the annotation of a GenBank genome assembly. Lineage: Eukaryota; Viridiplantae; Streptophyta; Magnoliopsida; Malvales; Dipterocarpaceae.